GUUUGAGGCUGGACGUGUGGAAGACACGGUUCAAAGAGGAUUGCAAAUAGCGCGUUCGACCUACAUAGUUCUCGACUUACAGCCAGUGACCUGGUAAUCUCCACUUUUCUAUAGGUGCCGAGAUUGUUCUGUGGAGGAAGCCCACUCGGUUGAGCUACUUCCAAUUUCGCAGAUCCAGUCUCGAGCCCGACGGGCUACGCUCUGAUGGAUGUCAUUCAUGUGCACUGGUUUUCAUUUCCUACAAGAGUCGUGGAAGACUGCACAACCCGCGCCCGACCUCGCAAAUAAUAUCAACACCAGAGCCCAAGAAGCCCCACUCGGGCAUCACGCAGGGGAAUCUUGGAACAUGCGGGGUCAUCGGCGAGUCCCGGACUCGACAGAGUUCACUCAUUCAUGUGAUGCACAUCCGCAAUGCCCCACAUGCACCGCAUCUUUUGAAAUCUGCCUCAUGUAUUCGCGGUAUCUGCUCCAUGUUCAAGCCAGCAAUUGCAAUCUAUCCAGAGUCCGGCAAGAGCGAGGGAAACUCACAAGUUGACAUCUACAAUCUCUCUCCUCCUCGAGUCCGGUCUCAAGUACCAGAAUCAGCUAGAGAAACGGAGAUAGCGCAGGAAUUUCACACUUUGUUCACUCAGAUUCCAGUAGCUCAAGGCGUACGGACUUGCAAACGUAUCAGAGCCUACGUCAUGGGGGAUUUAGAGGUGCCCACACCUGGAGAAUCUAGGGCUCCGGUGAUUCCAAUCGCCAAAUACUUGGAGAACUCCAAUUUGAGCACGUGUCAUCUAAAACGGAGAGAUAAGAUCCCACACAGUGACUCACAAGGACACGUCAGUCAUCGACUGUUCCCCAGUCGCACACGUCAGCGAGUGAGCAAUAUGUGCGGACGGGACAGGAGCCACAGAACAUUUGGAACCCGUGACGUGGAAGUCCUUCGUAUGCUGUACUUCUUCGGAAGAAGUUAGCAUUUCAAGAGCUCCCAGCUCUAUGGUUACAGUACAGUAGGUGUAGGACACCGUCAGGUCUUCCCUUCCGAGGGACCUUCCUCCCUACAUUGUCCACCUUCUGGGACAGCAACAUUUGGGUCUGGUUUUAACGAAUAAAAUC
Messenger RNA from Marchantia polymorpha subsp. ruderalis, 1101 nucleotides. The record is from the annotation of a GenBank genome assembly. NCBI's taxonomy places the organism in Eukaryota, Viridiplantae, Streptophyta, Marchantiopsida, Marchantiales, Marchantiaceae.